Molecule: messenger RNA, 1018 nt
Organism: Dimorphilus gyrociliatus
Lineage: Eukaryota; Metazoa; Annelida; Polychaeta; Dinophilidae
Source: the annotation of a GenBank genome assembly
AAUGACAAACUGGUACAUUUUACCCGACGAGCAGAAUAUAUCAAGUGGGUUUAUAAUUUUUAUUAAAAUCUACUUAGGUAUUGCCGCUUGUGUUGGUUUUGUCGGAAAUACUGCAACUUUAGCGUCGUUAGCUAGUUUUAAAAAGCUUCGAACUAUUCCUAAUAUCUAUUUGGCAAAUCUAGCUAUUGCUGACUUACUGGUUUGCUGUAUAAUUAUUCCUAAUACUUUGAUUGGUUAUUAUGGCUUAUACGAAAAAAUUCAUUGUAGAAUUAUUGCUCUAAUUUCACUUAUGUGCCUAAUGGUAUCCGUAUUAACUUUAGGCCUUGUUGCGUUGAAUCGUUACAUUCUUAUCUGCAGGACCAGAGAUACUUACGAAAAAAUUUAUACAACAAAAAAAACUCUUGGAAGCGCAAUUUGUGCUUGGUUAUACGCUUUACUCCUCUUUACACCACCUUAUUAUACUUCGGCCGAGUACACUUAUAAUACAAAGCUUGGAGCUUGUCUUUUUGCUAGUAAAUCACCUCCAAGCUAUUUCUUUAUACUCGUCUGUGCUGAUUUCCUGGUUAUUUUUCCAACGCUUAAUAUCAUGCUAUUUUGUUAUUGGAAAAUCUUGAAAAAGUUUCGCGAUUCGCGGCGAAAAAUUGGACAAACUUCGGUAACCACAACAACUAGAGAAACCAACAGCGAAACAUCCGAAGUACCUCCAAGGCGAGCUUUCGUUUCAAAGGACGACAAAACGAGAAAGACAGGCAACAAAUCAUCCACUAACUCUAAAACAAUGGCUCUCGUAAAAAAUCUACUAGUUAUAACUGCGGCUUUUCUAUGUAGUUGGAUGCCUUUAGUUAUCACUUAUAAAAUCGAUUAUUAUGGCAGUUUAACUUCGUCAUACUAUCAUUUUGUUUUCGCUGUAGCUUUAGCAGGUAGCUGUUUGAACUUUCUUAUUUAUGCUUUUCUCAACCGUCAAUUAAAAGAUGCUUACAUCACACUCGCAACUUGUAAUCGGAAACGUAAUAUAUAA